AUGUCCGGACAGGCUGAUGUGUGGAGCGUAAUAGCGGCUUUGGCAGUAAUAGGCAUCUUCUGGAUCAAGCACCAACCCACUCCAGGGAAUUAUGAGCCAUUGUACAGGACUUCCAUGCGAGAAAUGGUUGCUCAAAUCGAUACUGAUGCAAGCACGGAUGUUGUGGUCACGAAACAGUCCGAUUAUCCCCAAAAUUGGUGGACAUCGAACGAGCUCUUAGAACUCGAGCGACGAGCAAUUUUCGCAAAGAUGCCAAUAGCACUUGCUCAUGCAAGCCUGUUCUUCAAACCAGGCUCAUAUCGUGUUUUUGAUCAUCCUUCAGGAUACCCGAUAUUUCUAGUGCUAGGAAAAGAUUCCGUCUUGCGUGGAUUCCAUAAUGUAUGCCGACAUCGUGCUUACCCAGUUGUCUCAAUGAAACAGUCUGGUUGCACCCCGGUCCUUAGCUGUAGAUAUCACGGUUGGGGCUACGACCUUCGAGGGAAACUUGUCAAAGCGCCAAAAUUCGAUGGACUUGAUGGCUUUGACAAAAGCGAAAUCUCUUUAUUCGAAAUCAGUGUUCGGGUUGAUGCCAACGGAGUGGUCUUUGUCAACGUCGGCGCUCUUCCUAAACCACCUGUUCCGACCGACGUCAGCAGGUUUAGCAACUACCGCAUGGAGUCUUGGGAAGUCGAGGUCCAUUUCAAUUGGAAGUUCGCCGAGUUUGCAGAUGCCUUCGAUCUUUCACAUAUCAUCGGAAAACAUACUCCUAAAACUCUGCUAGGAGCUCUAUUCGAUUACCUAAACUUUCAAAGAGGCCCCGAUCACUUGAAACCCAACGUACUGAUCGAUAUCAUGCAUGAUCAGGAGCUCAAUUCUUUGCUCAUGAUCAAAGUGCGCCCAGUUGCAGCGGAGAAGUGCGUUCUGGAAUGUGCAUUCUACUCAAGCCCUGCCAUCUCAGACUCGUCAUCGAUCCGUUCGGAUAUCGAAGAGGAGAUAGUCCACUGCGUUUCGUCUUUGCAGACGGCAUAUGCAAAGAGCAAACUGAUGAAUCCUCCGUAA
Messenger RNA from Exophiala aquamarina CBS 119918, 1038 nucleotides. RefSeq lists its product as uncharacterized. Gene Ontology annotation, molecular function: 2 iron, 2 sulfur cluster binding. The transcript has 3 exons. The record is from RefSeq and is a predicted model, not a curated record. The coding region runs from base 1 to 1038 and encodes 345 amino acids. NCBI's taxonomy places the organism in Eukaryota, Fungi, Ascomycota, Eurotiomycetes, Chaetothyriales, Herpotrichiellaceae.